This is a messenger RNA of Penicillium canescens, 243 nucleotides long. RefSeq lists its product as uncharacterized. Lineage: Eukaryota; Fungi; Ascomycota; Eurotiomycetes; Eurotiales; Aspergillaceae. The record is from RefSeq and is a predicted model, not a curated record. The transcript has 2 exons. Bases 1 to 243 code for a protein of 80 amino acids.
AUGCGGACAGGCACCGCCGAGGGGAACCCCCCAUCGGCGGCGCUAGAGACGAAAGGAGGUGGUCAUCACCGUAAUGAGAGAGACUCAACCACGGUGAGUAUUCAGCAGGCCCUUGACGGCGUUCCUGCGUGCCGGCGUUGGCUAGGCUGGAACGAGUGGAAGGCCUGGAUGGCCGCUGCGGCGCUUGAGCAACUGCAGGCCGACAUGGCUGGAUCUCUUAGACGGGUCUUUGCAGACCCGUGA